AUGCACAAGAGGAUGUGCACUCAUCAGAAAGAAUAUGACAAAGAUGGGCUCGAGAUCACAAGCUGUGUCUGUCUCACCAUCGGUACUACUCCUUCAGUUCCUCGUGCUACUGCUGGCCCUGCUGUCUGCUGAUGCAUCCUCAAGCCAAACGACGAUCUACGUUGUGUACAUGGGUGAGAGGAAGGACGAUGAUCCUUCCGUGGUCAUGGCAUCGCACCACGCCGCGCUGACCUCCAUUCUUGGGAGCAAGGAUGAAGCACGCAAGUCCAUAGUCUACAGCUAUAAGCACGGAUUCUCCGGUUUCGCGGCGAAGCUUACCGAGCCCCAAGCGGAGGAGCUUAAGAAACACCAUGGAGUUGUGAGCGUGAAGCCAAACACUUACCACCAAGUGCACACGACUCGGAGUUGGGAUUUUCUUGGCAUCAGCUACGGCCAACAGCCAUCGUCAUUGUCGUCGUCGUCGCGGCUCCUUAGGAAGGCCAAGUACGGCGAGGAUGUCAUCGUCGGCGUCAUAGACACAGGCAUCUGGCCGGAAUCACGGAGCUUCGACGACACCGGGUAUGGCCCUGUGCCGAAGCGGUGGAAAGGCGUGUGCGAGACCGGCCAGGCGUUCAACGCGAGCAACUGCAACCGGAAGGUCAUCGGCGCGCGGUGGUACGCCGGGGACGCCACCGAGGAGGACCUCAAGGGAGAGUACAGGUCGGCGCGGGACGCCAACGGCCACGGCACGCACACCGCGUCGACGGUGGCCGGCUCGCCGGUGCGGGACGCGAGCCACGCCGGCAGCGGCCUGGCCGCCGGCCUGGUGCGCGGCGGGGCGCCGCGCGCGCGGCUCGCGAUCUACAAGUCGUGCCACGCCGUCGGCCUCGACGCGCGCUGCGGCGACGCGUCGGUCCUCGCGGCCCUCGACGACGCCAUCGGGGACGGCGUCGACGUGCUGUCCCUGUCGCUGGGAGGCGUCAAUGAGAAACCCGAGACGCUGCACGCCGUGGCGGCCGGGAUCACCGUGGUGUUCGCUGCGGGGAACGAAGGCCCCGUGCAGCAGACCGUCAAGAACGCCCUGCCGUGGGUCAUCACGGUGGCCGCCGCCACCGUGGAUCGCUCCUUCCCAACCGUCAUCACACUCGGCGACGGACAGAAGAUGGUGGGUCAAUCAUUGUACUACCACAACCGCUCAGCGGCAUCCAAGAGCAACAACGGCUUUACUUCGCUCCAUUUCGCGGCUACUGGGUGCGACAGGAAGAACCUGGGGUCUGGAAACAUCACCGGGAAAAUCAUUGUAUGCUUUGCACCGGCAAUCCCGUCCACCUAUUCUCCAGGGGCGGAGUUUGUCAAGGCCACACAAGCCGCCAUUGCCGGCGGGGCGAAGGGCAUAAUCUUCGAGCAGUACAGCACCGACAUCCUCGACUACCAGCUGUACUGCCAAGGCCACAUGCCCUGCGUCGUGGUGGACAAAGAAACCAUAUUCAGGAUCAUCCAAAGUAACAACAGUGUGGUAGCCAAGAUAUCUCCGGCGGCGACGGUGGUCGGAGCACAGGUUGCCUCACCGAGAGUCGCCACGUUCUCCUCCAGGGGCCCGAGUGCACAGUUCCCUGGUAUACUCAAGCCCGACAUAGCUGCCCCUGGAGUGAGCAUCUUGGCAGCCAAGGGUGACUCGUACGAGCUCAUGUCCGGGACAUCCAUGGCAUGCCCUCAUGUCUCCGCGAUCGUUGCCUUGCUCAAGUCGGUUCACCUGGACUGGUCGCCUGCCAUGAUCAAGUCCGCCAUCGUUACCACAGCAUCGGUGACGGAUCGAUUCGGCCUGCCAAUCCAAGCCAACUCAGUGCAAAGAAAACCGGCCGACCCCUUCGACUUCGGCAGCGGCCACAUACAGCCAGACAGGGCCAUGGAUCCUGGCCUGGUAUACGACAUCAAACCAGACGACUACAACAACGACGACCUCGACAUUGAACAGCUCAACCUGCCAUCCAUCGCCGUGCCUGACCUCAAGGAGUCCGUCACGCUCACACGCACGGUGACCAACGUCGGGCCGGCGAAGGCGACGUACCGGGCGGUGGUGGAGGCGCCGGCGGGGGUGAAGAUGAGCGUGGAGCCUCCGGUGAUCGCCUUCCAGAAAGGUGGCCCUAGGAACACGACAUUUAAGGUGACGUUCAUGGCGAAGCAGAGAGUGCAGGGCGGCUACGCGUUUGGGAGCCUGACAUGGUUGGACGAUGGCAAGCACUCGGUGAGGAUCCCUAUCGCCGUUCGGACCGUCGUAAGGGACUUCGUUGCUGAUGCAUCUUAAUUGAUGAUCGAGUUCGUUCUGGACAGGAUGCAUGGUACGCGCAUGCAUGUGUUCCGCGUUGUUGAUUCACCCUUUCGAUUUCCUUGUCUCACUUUGCCUUUAAUUUGGUUUACUGUCCGCCAGCCAUUCGUGUUCUUGUAAUAAAAGAAAGGACGACGUGGAAACACUUCAAUAAUACCACCCCUAUUCCAAGUCAGUUCUAUAUGUAACAUUUGCCUGGGAAAAACACGAUUUGAUGACCAACAAUAAUAUAUAUGCGCACAAGUUGGAUGGAUGA
Molecule: messenger RNA, 2561 nt
Organism: Sorghum bicolor (sorghum)
Lineage: Eukaryota; Viridiplantae; Streptophyta; Magnoliopsida; Poales; Poaceae
Product: subtilisin-like protease SBT3.5
Exons: 10
Coding region: 35-2284 (749 amino acids)
Biological process (GO): proteolysis
Molecular function (GO): serine-type endopeptidase activity
Source: RefSeq, a predicted model, not a curated record